AUCAGUGCUGGCCGUCAUUCAUACCGGCCUUAUUGGAAGUAUUGCGCAUAGUUCAGGUGGCGCACAACAGGCUGACUGGUGCACACAGUGGGAAAGGUGUGGUUAUGGCUCUUUAAUAAAUAAAGGAAUGGGGGGGGGCGUGAGGCAGAGAGAGAAACAGUAGGUUGAGGUACAGACCUCAGAGGCAGAAGGAAUUUGUGGCUCCUUCAAGAACGUGCAACCAAUUUCGUUAUGAAUGAUAACCAGGCAUAUGGUCCCACGUAUGACAACAUCGGGUUCCGCCAUGAGGAAGGGAGACCCCCUCCUACUGCCCCAAAGCAGGGUAUUUACCCUAACCUCCCACAAGCGACCCCCAGCUACAUUGCAGUGCCUCCCAAAACCAUCAACACCCACCACACCGUGGCACCUGGACCUAACCCGAACCCGCACAACACGGGACCAAAGACAGGAACAAGGACAUGUCAGGGGAAACAUAUUCUAAGUGCAUCACUGACUGUGCUUCUAAUCCUGGCAGUUGCCGCCACACUAGUCUGGUAUUUCCUGUCCUACCAGUGUUUACUGGGAAGGUUGUGUGGCAAUGGGGGCAAGUGUUUGAGCCCCUCCCAGUGGUGCGACGGUGUAAAGGACUGUUCUCGCGGCGAGGAUGAGUCUCAGUGCUUUCGCCUCCACGGGACAAACUUCAUGCUUCAGGGCUACUCGUCAGACACGGGGGCCUGGAUGCCCGUGUGUGCUGAAAACUGGGACGACAUCUACGGGAGAGACGUGUGUGAGAGGAUGGGGUACAAGAGACAGGACUAUAAGUCCUCCACCCAAACCAGCCCAGGUUCUUUGGCCUCAAAGGGAUACAUGAAGCUGAAGCCUGGAAGGAACAAUGGAUCAAGUAUACAGUCCCUUCUCUCUUACAGCCAAUGGUGCUCAGGCCCAGCAGUCAGGCUUCAAUGUAUUGCAUGCGGAGUGAGUUCAGCUCUUCCGGGUCCUCGCAUUGUGGGUGGUACACAAGCAGCGCAAGGGGCGUGGCCAUGGCAGGUCAGUCUGCAGAUCGACGGCUACCACGUUUGCGGAGGCUCCAUCAUCAGCCCCCGCUGGAUCCUGUCGGCCGCACACUGCUUCCAAGAGUUCUCCUAUGCUAAAAUGUGGAAUGUACAGUCAGGCGAUGUGAGCUUGGGUUUGAUGAGCCUCCGCUCAGGAGCAACAGUUAAAAAAAUUAUCAUACACGCAAAGUUCAACAGGCGUAAUAACGAGAACGAUAUCGCCCUGCUCAGGCUAAAUUCGCCUCUCCAAAUCACAAGUACGGUGAGGCCAGUGUGUCUCCCCAACUCAGCCAUUGACCUGUCUGCUGGACGUCAAGCCUGGAUCACGGGAUGGGGAUCACUGCGAUCAUCUGGUGUUUGUAUUUUCCAACUUCCCAUGUGUCCUUUCUCAACUUGUCAUUCCUCGACAUUAGAUUAUUUGUCCAGAUUGUGUCACUUAUUUUUUAAGGCUGAAAGUCCCAGUAAGGAAACAGUGCUUUCUACACUUUUGACUGAGCUAACCGGGUGUGGUUAUCGUUGCUAUUUCUCAGGACCUUCUCCGGACCACCUCAACCAAGCCGAGGUCACCAUCUACAGCAGAGAGACCUGUAACAGGGCUCAAGUGUUUGAUGGAAAGGUCACUAAGACCAUGAUCUGUGCCGGCAGGCUGCGGGGAGGAGUUGACACAUGUCAGGGGGACAGUGGAGGGCCCCUGGUGGUCAAGGAGGGAGAUGUAUGGUGGCUGGCAGGGGACACUAGCUGGGGGAUUGGAUGUGCUAUGAGGAACAAGCCAGGACUCUACGGCAAUGUCAGCUACUUCAUCAACUGGAUAUAUGAACAAAUGCAGAAUGAUUGACUGAGUUCUGGAUGAACCCAAAGACAAACCUCUUUCAUCAAUCAACGCCCUUCCUUUAUUAAAAACAGUGCACUUUAAAUCUGAAACUUCAAAGGAACUUAUUGAUCAGCAAUAUUUUUGUGACACGUAACAAGAAAGCUUUUCAAAUAUAAAUGUAUCAUCAUAUUAUGUUUAUAUUAUUCUUCACAUUAGCACAAAUUAAAUAUAACAUAAAUCAAGUUGUUUAUUUG
Molecule: messenger RNA, 2096 nt
Organism: Pungitius pungitius (ninespine stickleback)
Lineage: Eukaryota; Metazoa; Chordata; Actinopteri; Perciformes; Gasterosteidae
Product: transmembrane protease serine 2
Exons: 13
Coding region: 232-1866 (544 amino acids)
Biological process (GO): protein autoprocessing
Cellular component (GO): membrane
Molecular function (GO): serine-type endopeptidase activity; protein binding
Source: RefSeq, a predicted model, not a curated record